Messenger RNA from Perca fluviatilis (European perch), 1033 nucleotides. RefSeq names its product wiskott-Aldrich syndrome protein family member 3-like. Gene Ontology annotation, biological process: T cell extravasation; positive regulation of neutrophil extravasation; homotypic cell-cell adhesion. The transcript is spliced from 9 exons. The record is from RefSeq and is a predicted model, not a curated record. Bases 344 to 814 code for a protein of 156 amino acids. NCBI's taxonomy places the organism in Eukaryota, Metazoa, Chordata, Actinopteri, Perciformes, Percidae.
GCUUUUGGAGCUGCUGGUGGCCAGUGGAACAAGACGUCAGACAACAGCUGUAUGCUGGCCAAUGAGACCCUGGAAAUUCAUCUUUGACGUCUUUAUCCAUCUACAAGACACGAGACCGAUGAUAAGACUUGUGUAACUCCAGUAACACGACACAAGAUGGCGACAGAGCUCCGAGUGCUGCUCCUUCUCUUAAUACAUCCAUGCUGCUGCUGGGCAGUAACGUGCAGGAACAUGCUACUGAUACAGUCAUUGGGAGUGACAAAUAGAGGUAGGCUAAGUGAAAGUAAAAGGUGUGCAGUGAUUUGUAAGAGCUCCUUAUUUUAACAAUAAUGAAUGGACAACUAUGAAGCUUUUUCUGGAUCUGCUGUGUUUGUGUCUUCUGGGUUUGACCUGGAAAACACUUUGUGAUGAAAAGGUCCUGUAUCAGGGCUUUGACCUGGCCAAUGCUCUGGAUAACUUUGACGACAGUGGACCACCGACCCCCCCACCAAAGCCAGCCAAGCCAGCCGAGCCAACUGGAGGAACGGGAGGAGUCCUGUAUCAGGGCUUUGACCUGGCCGAUGCUCUGGAUAACUUUGACGACAGUGGACCACCGACCCCCCCACCAAAGCCAGCAAAGCCAGCCGAGCCAACUGGAGGAACGGGAGGAGUCCUGUAUCAGGGCUUUGACCUGGCCGAUGCUCUGGAUAACUUUGACGACAGUGGACCACUGACCCCCCCACCAAAGCCAGCCAAGCCAGCCGAGCCAACUGGAGGAACGGGAGGAGGUUCAACUCCAGAACAAAAGGAACUUCAGAUAUUAAUGAUGGAAUGAGGCUUUGAUAAUGUCUGUGUUGCUGGAAACAUUUAUUUUGUCUUCAGUUAUUUUAUGCUUGUGUUAUAUCACAAUGUAUAUGCUCAUUGAUUUAGUCUUGCAGUUCUACUUGAUUGUGUAACUUUUUGUAAGACUUGUACAGUAUUCAUGUUACAGACAGAGGUUUCAAGUAAUGAAGUACAAAUACUUUGUUACCUUACUUAAGUAGAAAUUUUGGGU